Messenger RNA from Talaromyces amestolkiae, 438 nucleotides. RefSeq lists its product as uncharacterized. Lineage: Eukaryota; Fungi; Ascomycota; Eurotiomycetes; Eurotiales; Trichocomaceae. Bases 1 to 438 code for a protein of 145 amino acids. The record is from RefSeq and is a predicted model, not a curated record. The transcript has a single exon.
AUGCCCUUCUGGAAAAUCUACCACAGCACCAACACCCUAACCCAAGAGGAAAAAUCCACCCUCUCCGCCUCCAUCACACAAUACUACAUCUCUGUCGGCCUCCCCGCCUUCUACGUCAAUAUCUUCUUCCUCCCUUUGACCUCUGAUAAUUUCUUCGUCGGCGGAACUCCCCAGUCCCAAAAACUGUCAAUUGAGAUUGUGCAUAUUGCGCGACAGUGGGAUUCCGCACGGACUGAGAGGGCGACGUAUUUUAAAAACAAGGUGGAUGAGAUUUUGAGGCCGUAUACAAUCGACAAGGGCGUGCAGGUGGAGUAUUGUGUGAUGCAGGGCCCGCCGCAGUUGUGGAGAAUUAAUGGGAUUGAUCCGCCGGAGGGGAGUGAGGAUGAGGUGUUGCGGGAGAGGAAUAGGGCGUUGCUUGAGGAGUCGGUGAAGACGUGA